Molecule: messenger RNA, 5104 nt
Organism: Scophthalmus maximus (turbot)
Lineage: Eukaryota; Metazoa; Chordata; Actinopteri; Pleuronectiformes; Scophthalmidae
Gene: cyp26b1
Product: cytochrome P450 26B1
Exons: 7
Coding region: 451-1989 (512 amino acids)
Biological process (GO): sterol metabolic process
Molecular function (GO): iron ion binding; oxidoreductase activity, acting on paired donors, with incorporation or reduction of molecular oxygen; monooxygenase activity
Source: RefSeq, a predicted model, not a curated record
GCUCGACGCGCACGCACGCACGCACAUGCACCGAGGACGGAGGCUCGUCGGCAUCUUCGCUCCUGCACGUUCACGGAUCUUCUUCUUCUUCCUCCACAGAGAUUUACACUUUGAAUUUUUGUGCUUUUCUUUUUCGAGUAGUACAAAAGUUCCAGGGCUUCACAGUUUUUUUUCUUCCACGCGUCACCUGAGAAUUUCACUUUCUGACUUUGGUUGACUGCUCAGACGAAAGUCCAACAUGGCAGGACAGUCCCCCCGCGACACACUCGAGGUGUGACAAGACAAGGAGUCGCGAGUCCUUUGGCACUUUUACGCACAGAAACGCCACCUGGUGAUUUUCUUACUCCGCGGACCCCGGCUCGUCCAGAACGACUCCAUUCAUUCCGCCGCUGCUGUCACAGACUGCAAAGAACAACGAUUCAGACCUUCUCCUCGUCCGUCGCCGUCGCGAUGCUGUUCGACAGCUUCGACCUCGUGUCGGCUCUGGCCACCCUGGCCGCCUGCCUGGUGUCCAUGGCGCUGCUGCUCGCCGUGUCGCAGCAGCUGUGGCAGCUCCGCUGGACGGCGACGCGCGACAAGAACUGCAAGCUGCCCAUGCCCAAGGGCUCCAUGGGCUUCCCCUUCAUCGGCGAGACCUGCCACUGGCUCCUGCAGGGUUCGGGCUUCCACGCGUCGCGGCGACAGAAGUACGGCAACGUGUUCAAGACGCACCUGCUGGGCCGCCCGCUGAUCCGGGUGACGGGCGCCGACAACGUGCGCAAGGUGCUGAUGGGCGAGCACACGCUGGUGACGGUGGACUGGCCGCAGAGCACGUCCACGCUGCUCGGGCCCAACUCGCUCGCCAACAGCAUCGGGGACAUCCACCGCAAGAGGCGGAAGGUGUUUGCCAAAGUGUUCAGCCACGAGGCGCUGGAGUCCUACCUGCCCAAAAUCCAGCAGGUCAUCCAGGAGAGCCUCCGAGUGUGGAGCUCCAAUCCCGAGCCCAUCAACGUCUACAGGGAGAGCCAGAGGCUGUCGUUCACCAUGGCGGUGCGAGUGCUGCUGGGCUUCAGGGUGUCGGAGGAGGAGAUGAGGCAUCUGUUCUCAACGUUUCAAGACUUCGUCGACAACCUCUUCAGCCUGCCCAUAGAUCUGCCGUUCAGCGGCUACAGAAAGGGAAUCCGUGCGCGGGACAUCCUGCAGAAAAGCAUAGAGAAGGCCAUCAGGGAGAAGCCGCUGCGCUCCCAGGGGAAGGAUUACAGCGACGCGCUGGACGUCCUGAUGGAGAGCGCCAAAGAGAACGGCACCGAGCUCACCAUGCAGGAACUGAAGGAGUCGACCAUCGAGCUGAUCUUCGCCGCCUUCGCCACCACCGCCAGCGCCAGCACCUCGCUCAUCAUGCAGCUCCUCCGCCACCCCGCGGUGCUGGAGCGCCUGCGGGAGGAGCUGAGGGCCCGGGGCCUCCUCCACAACGGCUGCCUCUGCCCCGAAGGAGAGCUGAGGCUGGACACCAUCGUGAGCCUCAAGUACCUGGACUGCGUCAUCAAGGAGGUGCUGAGGCUCUUCACGCCCGUGUCGGGGGCCUAUCGAACCGCCAUGCAGACCUUCGAACUCGACGGAGUCCAGAUCCCCAAGGGCUGGAGCGUGAUGUACAGCAUCCGGGACACCCACGACACUUCCGCCGUCUUUAAGGACGUGGACGCCUUCGACCCCGACCGCUUCAGCCAGGAGCGGGGAGAAGACAAAGAGGGACGCUUCCACUACCUGCCCUUCGGCGGCGGCGUGCGGUCCUGUCUGGGGAAGCAGCUCGCCACCCUCUUCCUCCGCAUCCUCGCCAUCGAGCUGGCCAGCACCAGCCGCUUCGAGCUUGCCACCCGGCAGUUCCCCCGCGUGAUCACGGUACCCGUGGUCCACCCCGUCGACGGGCUGAAGGUCAAGUUCUACGGCCUGGACUCCAACCAGAACGAAAUCAUGGCCAAGUCGGAAGAGCUGCUGGGGGCAACCGUUUGAAGGGCGGAGCGUUGACGAGCGGGGGUUUGGGGGGCGGGACGGGGGGGGGCGGGGCGAAUCGAAGAAGUCUUUGUAGGGAGAAGUUUGAAGGAAGUUCAGAGUUAUCUUUUCUUCUGCCAAGUUGGAGGUUCCUUGUUUCAGACUACAUGAAAAGCAAGUGUCCGUCUCUUGUUACAACCGAUGAUGUCACUCUGCGAAAGGAAGAAGCUGCCAAAAAAUGAUGCUCUAAUAUUCUGUGUAUUUUUUUAAAGAUAGAUAUACAAAAAAAAAGCUAUGUAAUAUAAUUGGAAAGAGAGAAGGCGGGUAGUGCACAAUGGGAGAAAGACAAGUGCGGUGGUACUCGGGGAGAGUGUAAGGAAAGACGGCGGGAUGGAUGAAACAGGGUAUAGGAUGAAAGAAUAUGAUAUUUGAGCAUUUUUGCUUGUGCUUAAUCAAAAAUCAAUGAACCGAUUCAGUUGUCUAGCCAGGGUAAAAAGAGAUGGACUGAAAGUUCAAGUCCCGAUCGGUAAAUUUGUGGUCGGACUUCUUCUCGCUGCCGCCGACGUCCCACUCAUGUUGUGACGAUUCUUUUGAGGCGUUUUCCUCAAAAGGAUCACGGCGCAGAGGGUAGUAGGUCGUAGGCACGAGGCUCGUCAAAUGAGGUCCAACGAGUUGAGCCGACAAGGAAAUAUUAUCUAGAAAUGUAGUUGUGAGGUGGACGAUAUACUCGCUGCAUAUUUUAAGUGGCAGAACACACGACAUUUAUUGCAAACGGGGCAAAUUUGUUCCACUUCCUGUGACGACUUUGCCUGCUGUUUUUUCAUUAACUGACUUGUAACGCAACAGUUUCCAUAUUGCUUCCAAUCCUCCGCCGUACAGUGAAAUAAGCUUCUCCGACUACCAUCGUUACAAAGAAAUAUUAGAAACAUAAAGGGCAGGAACCGCAGAAACCUUUAUUUAUGGGCUCCAACCGCUGGAGUCAAACAAGAGCGCAGUUAAAAAACGCAGUAAAGACCAGGAGAACGAGGUCGGUCUUUAGCUCGGCGCAGCCCUCUGAGAUACUCCAGGAUGUAAAUUCUAGCUGCAAGAUGAAUGGCGUCUAUUUGGCUUCAACAAUCUGCACACAUUACAAAGCCUACAAAUGGACCAAAAGCCCCCGAAAUGCACUCGCAAGAAAGUCCACAGUUAGAAAUCCUUAACUCUACUUCCAUCACUUUGCUCUUCGCGUCGACUCAAAAUGUCGCCCGUAUAUGUACGCACAUAUAUACGUACGUACAUAUAGCAUAUCCAAGUGAUCUUGGUGGUGUGUGAACUCAGGUGCUGAGUAGUCGUAGUGGUGAAUAGUGAAUUAGCCUUUUGCUUUUUGAUAUUUAACUCGGAAUGACUGCACAUAAAGACUAUCGCGUACUCACUGUCGUAGUUUCAGAGCUGGGCCGGUUGCUCUUUUGAAGAAUCUGUCAAUUCCUUUGCUUCCCGUUCGCAACAAACAAACAGAUAUCAGGGUUUUUUUUGUUCAUUUGCGUUUUCUCGCAUUAGCGUCUGCAGCGAUUCUGGAUCGCCCCUCCCCCCCUGCAAAGGAGACAGUUUUUGGGGGCGCAAACAGAAUCGGCUGGCAGGAGUUCCCAACUGGCAUCACAUGAGAUAAAAAGUAACAGAAUCCAGGUCAAACGGUAAUAAGGUCCAGGCCUGCUUCGGAAAAAAAACCCUCUGUGAACCUGCGCUUUGAUUUAUAAAGAACACUUCCAAGUUGCAGUGAGAUUGAACUCUCUUGGACUUUUAUCCCACAACCAGGAUACGGAAGAAAAAAAAGGACUCGCUCUCAAGAGCUGCCGUCGAUUCCUGAAGAAAAGACGGGAGGUGGGCUGGAGACGACCUACAUACAUGCUGCUUGAUUGUCGCUUUGUCAUUCUGUGUUUUGUUUAUUUGUGUGCUAUUUUUUUUGUUUAAACCCCCCUGUCUCCUUGGGGGGCGUCAUUUUCAGUUCUGUGGAGAAGGGGACGUUCCGACUUGCUGCUCCUCCCAUCAACGCUAAGAAUGCAAAAAACUAAAAGAGUUCCGCGGUUGAAGCGACUUUAUUAGCUAAAAGAGAUUCAUUGUCUGAGGCGAUUGCACAAUCGAGGAGACUCUCGGCGCUUCUAUGCGUUCCGUUAACGGAGCGGGAGAUUUCGGAAGAACUCGGGGACAUUCCGGUUCCAAAUCGGGCGUGCGAGAGAGAGAGAGAGAAGGACCAAUGGACUUUCAGGGGAGGGCGGGGUCACGCUCAGAGGCUUUUCUCAUUGGACCAUCUCCUUGUCCAAUAGCGUUCCAGACAUUGUUCACUCUUCCUACCGACUACACCACUGUUCUCUUCACGAUAACAAAAAGAAUAUGAAAGUUGAAUUUUUUUGCUGCUUUUCUUGUGUAUAUUUUCUAAUUCAGAGUUCUAGAUUGCAAUAGUUUGUAUCAAUUGAGAUUGGCAUUUCUUUCCCUUCCCUACAUAUAUAUAUAUAUAUAUGUACCUAGUAGUAGCUGAUUAAAAUAUUUGCGUUUUGUGAAAACAAAAAGAACAUUUAUAGGUCAUAGUGUAUAUUCAUUUGAACAAGAUUCCAUUCUUUAUAGCAAGCCAUGGGGAAAAUCAGCUACUUACGUCUACUAAUCUAACCUAUUAAUGUUAUUGUACGAUUAAUAAUGAUGUUACAAGAUAUUUGAAAAUGCUAUUUUUUAUUCGAUUACAGAUUUUAGAGUUUUUAGCCGAAAUAAGAAGGUCUUUGGUAAAUAUUGGAUGUAUUUAGAAUGUUAUGUAUUUCAGUUACAUUGUAAACAGUGUUUAAAAUGUUAAUAUUGUUGAUUUGAUUACUGUAAUAAUUAUUAUUUUGUUAUUCAGACUUAUUACCGCUGCAUUUUAUUUGAUAUUAAUUAUGGAAAACAGAAAGCACUUGCGAGGUAUGUCUAUUUUUUAAAGUGCCAUUGCGACUACACUUCCCCUUCCUCUCACCUGUCUUACGUCGUUCUGUACAUAAUAUUUCUAUUUUCUUUUUACAGGAAAAAAAACAUUUAGUUUAAAUAUGAAUGUCUCGUUCUAUUUUCUUCCUUUCCUUUUUUUUGGUUACCGUGGUUGUUAAAUGUACUCCUGUAAUAAACCAUAAAGUGAAAAAGA